Molecule: messenger RNA, 1500 nt
Organism: Nematolebias whitei (Rio pearlfish)
Lineage: Eukaryota; Metazoa; Chordata; Actinopteri; Cyprinodontiformes; Rivulidae
Product: zinc transporter ZIP12-like
Exons: 8
Coding region: 1-1500 (499 amino acids)
Biological process (GO): zinc ion import across plasma membrane; intracellular zinc ion homeostasis
Cellular component (GO): membrane
Molecular function (GO): zinc ion transmembrane transporter activity
Source: RefSeq, a predicted model, not a curated record
AUGCACUUUAGGAGCACUGCUCCAUGUUUGGUGCUACUGCUGCAUCUUUUUGUGUUGGAGCGAGUGCUAGAAAGCAACGCGCAGGACCAAGACUACCUCCAGGAAGCUCUCAGGACUUUGAAUCUAACUCUGGGGAGUGAUGACAAGUUUCGGCUCCAGAAGAACAGAACCAGCGACCUGAUUACCAAACUGCUCCGAGAUGUACAUUGUGCAGAGAGGACUGGCAUGACCCAGAAAAUGUGUGAGAAAUGCCUGACACCAAGCAUCGUCCUCUCUGUGCUUGAGGAUGGUGAUAGCAUUUAUCUCAACGAGGCAGAUUAUCAGCGAAUCUCAACUGUUCUGUUGUAUUACAUAAUUAACUUGGAACAUCAGUGUGUUUCAAACGACACCUCCCUUUCCUUAUCAUAUGGGAGUUUAGAGUUCUACCUUCUGGCUCUAACCAAUCUGGAACCAGCUGAGGACAAUCACUUCCUAUCACACAGCGAGAUACAAAGUAUUUUACAGCUCAUUAACCAACACUACCACCCUUCCAAACAGGACGUAUUGGAUUUGCCAUGUAUUGACUCGGCUCGCCUUUUAGAAGAUGUUGACGCAGAGGGAAAUCCAGGUGUUAGAGUAACUCUGGUACCCAAAGUAGCAGCAAUCAUAAUCAGCUACAUCCUGCGUGGAUACUGUUUCACACAGAGGAACCUCCCAUCUCCCACCUUCUUUACAGAUUACAUUUUUCAAUCUCUAAAUUCUACAAACAACCUUCAGAUAAUUGACCUGGAGAAGCUACUUCGUCAGUUAGGCGUAGGAGCAAAGCACCACAGGAAGAGGCGGAGCAAUAAAGGAAGCACACAAGACCUGUCUAUGAAGUCACUGGAAAACAGCGGCCAUAAAACUGAGAAAGGAUGGGAACAGGUGUGUUUUUCAGCAAAACAGUUGGUGGAUAUUUUUGAUCUGGACCCUCAUUUGCCCAUUUCCAAGAUGCACUUCAGACAAAUCUGCCCUGCCAUUAUUCAGCAGUUGCUAUGCAAUGCCUGUGGAUCAGUAGAACAAAAAACAGGAGGGUCUCCACCAACUGCUAUAGAGAAGUACGGCUACAGCACGACUGCUGUCCUGGUCAUCACAGUGAGUUCCAUGUUGGGUAUCUGUCUGGUGUUUUUUAACUCCUGUCAGGAGACCUACACACUCAUCCUGCAGCUGUUUGUGGGUCUGGCAGUGGGAACACUCUCAGGAGAUGCUCUCCUGCACCUCAUACCACAGAUCCUUGGUCUUCAUGAUGGAACUCACAGUCAUGAUGAAGAACUCUAUAAUGAAGACAAGGCAUAUUUGUGGAAGAUUCUGUGCUUGAUUGCUGGGAUUUAUGGAUUUUUUCUUAUUGAAAAAGUAUUUUCUUAUUUAGUCCCUUCUCAUGCCCAUGGUCACUCCAAUGACCUUCCCUUAGAACUGACCUGCAAUGGCCAGUCACAGAGGGGCAAGUCCAUUUCCACCAUCCAGUUGGUGAGUCUCAUCUAA